Cynara cardunculus var. scolymus (artichoke) is the source of this 1359-nucleotide messenger RNA. RefSeq names its product TVP38/TMEM64 family membrane protein slr0305-like. The transcript has 4 exons. The coding region runs from base 148 to 1068 and encodes 306 amino acids. Lineage: Eukaryota; Viridiplantae; Streptophyta; Magnoliopsida; Asterales; Asteraceae. The record is from RefSeq and is a predicted model, not a curated record.
UCAAUUUCAUCCCUUCAUCUGUUUUUCAGACAAUUCCCUUUUUGUUUCAAUUUGAUCGGAACAAUUUUAACGGCUACUCCCAAAAUCUCGAAUUGUACGGUUGCUUUUGUUUAAUCGACGUGAUUUUGAUUUGGGUUUGGUGUUAUUAUGACGUAUGAGGACGAUGAUGUAGUUACCCUUCUGAAGAUUGCGAUUGAAGAUCCCAAGGAUGAUUAUUUGAUCUUGAACGAACCGGAGGGGUUGCGCGGCGGUGGCGGCGGUGGCGGUGGUUCCCUGGCGUCUUGUUCGUCGGCGAGGUGUAGUACUAGUGUCGGUGGUGGCUUUUGGUGGUCUAUUUGGUGGUGGGCAAAGCUUGUUCUUGUUUUUGUGUUCUUGGCUGUUUUGGGGGUUUGUUUCUUUCUAUGGAUUGGACCCUUUUUGAUGAAUAAGGAGGUUAUCCCUAUUUUGAAUUGGGAAACAGAAACUUUCACCCAACCAGCGUUAGCAGUUUUUAUAUUUGUUUCGGUGGCAUUAUUCCCCACCAUGUUUCUACCAUCGACUCCUUCCAUGUGGGUGGCGGGAAUGAGCUUCGGUUAUGGUUAUGGAUUUCUUCUGAUCAUCGGAGGAGUCACUAUUGGCGCAUCAAUUCCUUAUUUCAUUGGUUCCCUAUUUUACCACAAAAUUCAAGGGUGGUUAGAAAGGUAUCCGAAGAAAGCUUCUAUUUUGAAGUUAGCAGGUGAAGGAAACUGGUUUAAUCAAUUCAGAGCGGUCACGUUGUUGAGAAUCUCCCCUUUCCCGUAUAUGGUGUACAAUUUCUGUGCUGUGGCAACCGAUGUUAAGUUUGGUCCCUACUUGUUGGGAACGUUGGUGGGAAUGGUGCCAGAGAUUUUCGUAGCAAUAUACACGGGUAUAAUGAUCCGAACUUUGGCAGAUGCUUCAAAUGAUCAACAUUCGCUUUCAGCGCCUCAAAUCAUCUGUACGGUCGUUGGUUUUCUUUUAACGAUUGCUACGACCGUGGUGGUGACGGUUUAUGCGAAAAGACGAUUGAGCGAGUUGCAGAAGGACGAAGAGCAGCUACUGCUGCAGUAACAUCUGCUGCAUCCUUGGAAACUGGAGGUUAUCUUCUUCAACCUGUGGGGAAGAAGUGUUGUUUGGCAGAGAUGAUGAAGAGAAACAGCAACUAACAAAAACAAAAUGUGGUUCCUCAUUGAUAUAGUUAGUAUAUAGGAGGUGGUGGUGGUGGUGGUGGUGGAAAGUGGAAGUAAAAAUUGGCAUUCAUUGUUUUUUUUAUCCCACUUUUGCCCUUCAUAAAAGUGUAUAUAUAAUUCAACUGCAUAUGCUUGAAAUGACAUGUUUUCAUACAUGGAAAUGGUUACAUCU